AUGUUUCCAAACCUAUUGUGCAUUAAAUAUCGAUUAGUCAAUGAAGCCCCAAUCAAGGAUAGUCUUGCUGAUAUUAUAAGGAAAGAUUUUUUCCAACCUGUUUCAUCUUUCAAAGACGAUCUUGAACGUGUUCAGCUUCUCCAGAAUUCCAUUGCUCAUGCAUCAAAAUCAGAAGAUAGCCCUUUUGAAUGGUUACAAAACCGCUUGGAGGAGUAUUACUACCUCGUCAAAGAUAUAUUAGUCAAAUUCCCUGAGAACUGUGUUACAUUUACGUGGUAUGAUACGCUAGGAUAUAAACCAAGACAGUGCCCAGCCACUGGUUGGAAUAAAGAACAGUCGCAAUUGAUUUAUCAGAUGGGAUGUCUUUUUUCUCAGAAAGCAUGUAAUGAAAAUUCCUUUACAGAUGAUGGAUUGAAACAAGCAUGCUCAUACUUCAAGCUUGCUGCUGGUUGUUUUGAUGUUCUUGUAAAUGAGCAGUCGGAUUUGAAGUUCCUCGAUGAUAACACUCUUCUAUGCUUGAGAUCACUUAUGGUAGCAGAGGCACAGGAGGUAGUUUGGCUGAAAGCAAUAUCCAAUGCAACUAUGAAAAACUCAGUGAUUGCUCGUCUCUCCAUAAAAGUGUCUGAAUUAUACCAAGUAGCGUUGAAAUACGCCGAAAACUCCGAUCACAUAAUUUUAGACUGGAUCAAUCAUUUCAAGGUGAAAAUACAUCACUUUCAAGCAGCGUCUCACUACAGAAUGGCUAUUGUGGCACAAGACCAUUUUGAGUAUGGAGUGCAAGUGGCCCACUUGAAGCAUGCCUCCGAAUGUUGCACAAAAGCAAUACAAUUCAAGCGAUAUGUUAAUCAGAAUGUCGUUGAAGACUUAGUAGGUUUAAUGGAUGCAGUCAACACCAGUUAUCGCUCUGCUGAAAAAGACAAUGAUUUGGUUUAUUUGAAACCAGUUCCACAUUAUAACGAACUACCAGAAAUUCUAGGGGUGUCUAUGGUUAGCAUUGAGACACCUACAUUUUUGAAAAGCAGGCCCGAAACUUGCAAAGAAGUUUUCAAGACCUUAUUACCUUUUCGCGUCAUUCAAGUUGCACAGGCUUUUAGAGAGAGACAAGACCAGUUCAUCAUUGACAAGUUUCAAAAGCCCGUACAUGCACUUUCUCAAUUACUCAAUACAUUUUUGACAGAGCGGGACUUGCCUGCUUCAAUUGAUACCAUUCAAAAACCAGAGAAUUUGCCAGACUCAAUUGUUCAUCAUGCGCAAGAAAUAUCCUCUUAUGGUGGAAUAGAGUUCAUUGAACUGUCGAUGGACGAAAUUUCAAAACUAAGGCAAAACUGUAUUGAGUUGGUUGUAUCUUGUGAGGAACGACUUCGCAUGGAAAAAUACGAAGAUGAUUUGCUAAGGCAUAGGGAAGGAUCUACCCGCUGGAACCGGCCAUCUUCAGAUGUUGUGUCAUCGGCACUAUAUUCUAGAAUCGAUAGAAUGAAGGGUUAUCUUGAGCAGGGAAAACAAAGUGAUAACCUAAUCGGUCAAAGGUAUUUCUCUAUUCAAGAUAAACUAAAGGUUUACUGCGAAGGGUAUGAGCUGCUUAAACGCAGCAUUCCAUGCUCGACGCAUGUAAAAGUUGAUCCCUCCGUUGGUAAGCUAUUGUCAGAAUUAAGGCAAUUGCUCGUUGAUGUGGAAAAGAUGGAGGCGAACAGGCAUAGAUUCUUGUCAAGCAUUGAAAUAAAAUCAAGAGAACACGCAAUAUUACCAGUUAUUUUGAAUGAUUUCAAGAGGAACCCUGGUAAGUUCCAGGACCCCGAAGGAGUAAUUGACGCGACUAAAUUUGAAUUGUUUUACGAACAACAUUUAAAGUACUUUAGCAGUGACCUAGAGUACGUGGAGAAACUGAAGAGAAAGCAGAUGGAAUUGGAAGAAGAAAUCCAUAUAGCCAAUGUUAAAUUUCUGGAGGCGAAAUCAAUAAGUUAUGACCAUUCUCAGAAGUUGAGGCACGAUGCCUUACAGGAUUUUGAAUUUGCAUACACACAAUUCUUGGAGUUGAUUUCGAACUUAAAUGAUGCUUCGAAAUUUUACACUGAUUUUAUGGAUAGAGGAAAUAUUGUCCUCCGAGAAACGGAAGAUUUUCUAUAUUCGAGGAGGGAAGAAGCUCGCGAACUCGAAAUCAGUAUCCGCAAUCAGGAGAAAUUAUCCAAUAUAGAACAGAGUAUGGUAUCUGGAAAUACUCCUAUGCACUUGCCUCAGGCCCAAAAAGCCACUAGAACAUUACGAAGAGAUUGA
Messenger RNA from Clavispora lusitaniae ATCC 42720, 2271 nucleotides. RefSeq names its product Rim20p (gene RIM20). Lineage: Eukaryota; Fungi; Ascomycota; Pichiomycetes; Serinales; Metschnikowiaceae. The record is from RefSeq and is a predicted model, not a curated record. Gene Ontology annotation, cellular component: endosome. Gene Ontology annotation, biological process: multivesicular body sorting pathway. Gene Ontology annotation, molecular function: protein binding.